AUGGAAGGAAAACGGACAGCUAGCACAAGUGCCGGGAAGUACACCGUCCAGCAGCUAAAGCGCGGGCGGUUCUUUGUCUUGGUGACGUGCGACGUGCACCACUGUGGCUUUGUUGCCGGGGCGGGCCUUGCAGUUGGCAGCGAAGAUGCAAAGCAAUUGGCUGCCCAGCAAGCUCUGGAUCGAUUGUUUUUCCCAGACAGACCGGUGGAGGAGAUCCGACGCUGUGCAAACGCAGUGCGAAAUAACGAAGCUCAUUCCGGAGCGCGCUUGCCGGCGAUCCAAGCAGCGGAGACGCUGGUUUCGUUGGAGGGCAAGCUGGAGGAUGUCUUCAUCAGUGCCUUCCAGCCUUGCGGCAAGGCCUGGCAAGCUGCGAUCGCUUGCAAAUGCUUUGAGACCCAUGUGGUGGGCCCGGCCGCUGACUACGACCGUGACGUUGCCGUCGCUCUCGCAGCGGAAACGUUUAUGAGCCGCUUGCGCUGGUACAUUCGCGUGCCGGCAGGCGAUCCCCAUGAGCCAGAGUUGUGGAGCCAGACUUGGGCUCAGCGGCAGGCGUCCAUGGGUCAGCCAUGGAGUGGAAGGACGAGUGUCCUGAGACACGAGGUCCUCCGCCUCUCGCCGCUUGGGGGUCACAUGGGCGGCGAGGACGAAGUGCGACGAAUGCUGCCCACGGAAGCCAACUGGAAGCUGUGGCAAACAAAUCUGAAAUCUAUCCAGGACAGGAGAUGUACAAGGUGGGCAGCUGAACAGCUCUACGAAGGAGCCGAGACCCCCUCAGCAGAUGCAGCGACGUUCCGGCAUUUUCGCCGACUCCCUGAAGCGAACGACCCAAGACGGGCUGAUGUUCGUGGCAAGCUUCCCAUCGAACAGAUUCGGGACAGCUUGGGAGAGGUGCUGAAUUCGUCUCAAGUGUUGGUUGUGUCUGGUGGUACCGGAAGCGGCAAGACGACCCAGCUCCCGCAAUUUCUCCUGGACGACUGGGAUGCGGAGCAUGCGCCGAGGAUUGUAGUCACGCAGCCGCGCCGGAUUGCCGCAAUUUCUGUGGCAGAGCGUGUGGCCUGGGAGCGUGGGCAGCAGGUCAGAAGCUCAGCAAAGGCCGCAAAAAUUGGUCAAAGGCAAGUGCGGGCAAGCAAGAACGAAGUCUCCUCCACACCUCAGGUCGGACAAUCCAUUGGUUAUGCCGUGCAUGGGAAUGCUAUACGGCCUUCUGCCAGGGGGUCAAUCGAAUUCUUAACGGUAGGAACCUUGCUCCGGCGAGCAGUUGACGACUCCUGCUUGCGAAACUGCGAUGUGGUCAUCGUGGACGAAGUUCACGAGCGCGACAUGCUAACGGACUUCCUUCUGGUGUUGCUGCGCGAGGUGCUGCCAAGCAGGCCAGAUCUGAAGCUCGUGCUGAUGAGCGCCACGCUGGAUGUGCAGUCCUUUACCAGCUAUUUCGACUCUUGUCCUGUUCUCGAGGUCCAGUCCGAGACGCUGUUCCCAGUCGAGGAGGUGCAUCUGGAAGAAGAUUUCUUCUCGGAGUUCACCUAUACGAAUGCACUACUGACAGCAGAGGAUCGGGCUCGUCAGGCGGCAGAGCAAAAUGAGACCCAGGAGGGUGAGGACACCGACCGGGAAAGCCCAGCACAAAGGUUGUGGGGCGGAUACGAUGGUGGGGAGAUCGACAAACUUCUUCAGGUGAUGGAAUCAUCCAUUUGCGCGAUUGUGCGGGAGAUGUCCAGCAGGAACAGCCAAGACGUGAAAGGCUCUGUGCUCUGCUUCCUACCUGGCUGGUCUGAAAUCAGGCAGAUCCAAGAACGGCUGAGCGAAGGAGAGGAAGCCAAACAGAUCUGGGCCGUGCCCUUGCACUCGACCUUGCCCAAGGAGAGACAGCAGCAAGUUUUCCAAAAGCCGCCAAAAAGCAAAGUGAAAGUCAUCCUGGCCACGAACAUCGCAGAGAGCUCCGUGACAAUCAAUGAUGUGGAAGUUGUAAUUGACUCGGGGCUCCAGCGUGAGUUGGCUUACGACCCCAAGCGGCGCAUGUCAUCGCUGGACACUGUAUGGGUCUCGCAAAGUGGUGCCGUACAAAGACGAGGUCGUGCCGGGCGUGUACGAUCGGGGAGGGUUCUGCGACUGUACAGCCGCCAGCAGUUUUCGGCGCUCCCACCACAGCCUUCACCGGAGAUGCAGCGCUGUGACCUCGCCCAAAGCUGCCUUCAGGCUAUCGCGCUGGGGCGGGACCCACGUAAGUUCCUCGCAAGUGCCCUGGACCAGCCAAACAUUGCGGCAGUGGAUUCAGCGAUGGAACAGCUCGUGGCCAUCCGCGCCAUUAGCAACUCCGACCCUGAAGAUUGCCCUACAAUGCUGGCAAUUGGAGAGGUGCUGGCCAGGCUACCACUGGAGCCAUUGCUGGGAAGAGCUGCGAUGCUUGGUUGUGUGCUGGGCAUUCCAAAGCCAGCUGCUGCGCUCUUGGUAGCAGCUGGCGGCCGGGCGCCUUUCGUUGGAAGCAGACAGCAGGUGGUCGAAGCUCAAAAAGAGUUUUGCAGCUGGUCUGAUCCAGUGGCUGCUGCUCGAGCCCUCCUGGCCUGGGAGGAGCGUGCUGCCAAAGACGAAGCAGCAGCCCAGAAAUGGGCCGAAAUGAAGCGGCUCAGUCCCAGCAGAUUGGCCGGACUCGCACGCGACAAGGCAUACCUUCUGCGGGACAUGCAGCGCGCGGGAUUGCUGCGCUUGACGCCCGUCACAGGUGGGAAGCUGGGUUUCGAUCUCACGGCCGCAGAGGACAGCGCCGCCUUGCUCGAGACGCGCGGGGAACUCGAAGAGGCACUCGAGAAAGUGGAACAAGAGGAGCACGAUCAAAGACAGGAUAUGUCCUCAUCGUCCAGUGCCAGUUCAAUCAGUGACAUCCAGCUUGUGACAGUUCUUUGCAGCGCCUACCCGGCAAACAUUGCCAUGAGGUCCAAGGACAAACACUCGAGCUUUCAGAUCAGCAACCUGGGGUCUGCUGUCAUGUCGCCGGCCUCCGUCAACGCCGAAGGCGAGGAUGGCCUAUGGUGGCUGUAUGGAGAUGUGCAGGUGGGAGCCAACCGGUCUUUCAUGCACAGCACCACCCAAGUAGAAGACUGGCAGCUCGCGCUGUUUGGCGGCCUGCGAUACAAGGAGUCCGACGACCAGAAGAAGCACACCUGCAUGGUUUUGGACAACUGGUUGCAGGUAGGAGCCCGAGUGAAGCGCACGAACGAGUUACUUCUCCGGCUGCGGCAGCUGGUCAAUGAUGCGAUUGCAUGGAAAGCUCUCGAUGCUCUCGACGGAACCGAAAACCAAACGGUCAGCGGCCGCAAGGACGAUCUUGUGAGCCGGCUGUACAACGAAAGCGCGGGUGUCGGUGCAGCACUUGGCGUGGCUAAGUGCAGGCGAUGGCAGAUGAGGACAUCACCGUCCGGGCCAGACUCCGUGCCCGGUGAACACAGGAUGGACAUCCUGACCGCAGGAGAUGGCUUGAUGAUCCAGGGAGAUGACUGCGACAGUUGGAAGGAGCCGACGCCCGAGGAGCGCGAGCACGUCUCCCACUUCCUGAAGCAGGAAAAGAUGACCGGGGAGAAGAGGAAGAGUCUCCGCGUGGGCUUUGGAAGGGUUGGCUUCAACAGCCACGGCGUUUUCGUUCUCAGCAACCAUGUGAAACGAUACUUUGGCAUCAAGAAGUCGCAUGCAAACGUGCUCCUGCUCAACGCAGUGCCAGAGGCUGUUCCAAAGCUGGAAGCCCAAUCUGGCGCCGAGAACAACGGGCUCCUGGGAGCCUUAGCUCGAAGCAUGGCCACCGUUGGCGACGAGGUUCGCACGACCUUCUUGAGGGCCACCUUCGCCCGUGCAGACAGGAACAACAACGGAAAACUUAGCAGGCCGGAGCUCGGGUCUAUGAUGCGGAAGCUUCUGAACACGAUGUCUGCCGACGACAUCGAGAAGAUGAUGGAGAAGGCCGACACGGACUACAGCCAUUCGAUUGGCUAUGACGAGUUUGUCACCUGGCUCAACUCCGAGCAUCACGACAGAGUCAUGAAGAUCUUGAACACCGAGGCCGACCUGGUGAAAGCGACUUUUCGCCUCUGGGACAAGAACGGUGAUGGCUUAGUGAAGAACAAGGACCUGAUCAGAAUUCUUGAAAAGUCCUGCGACUCCAUGACGCCGAAGCAGCUGAAAGCUCUGGUUGAUACCAUCGAUGCCUCAGAUGACGGCGAGGUGGACUAUGAUGAGUUCGUUGAUUUCGUGUUCACCUGA
Symbiodinium sp. CCMP2592 is the source of this 4248-nucleotide messenger RNA. The record is from the annotation of a GenBank genome assembly. Lineage: Eukaryota; Dinophyceae; Suessiales; Symbiodiniaceae.